Molecule: messenger RNA, 2112 nt
Organism: Iphiclides podalirius (scarce swallowtail)
Lineage: Eukaryota; Metazoa; Arthropoda; Insecta; Lepidoptera; Papilionidae
Source: the annotation of a GenBank genome assembly
AUGGCGACAGUGCGGAGCGCGUGCGUUCUUUUCGUUUGUCUAUGCGCCAUCUCCCCGGUUCUCGCGUACGUCGCGGGAGGACAGUAUGAUUGGGCUGAGCCGAACGCACCGAUAUACCCCGCUAGUUCUCGGAGUAGGAUGACUAGAGAAACGGCCCAGCGACGCCUGGACGCGGUCAGGGUGGUGAUGCAAAAGUACUCCGUCGACGCCUACGUGGUGCCAACAGCCGACGCGCACAACUCGCAAUACAUAGCGGCCGCAGACGCCAGGAGGGAGUGGUUGUCUGGUCUCUCCGGGUCUUCGGGGACAGCUCUGGCGACCCCGACGCAUGCCCUGGUGUGGACCGAUGGCAGAUACUUCACCCAGUUCUACCUGGAGGUAGACACGGACGUGUGGAGCCUCAUGAGACAGGGAACCGACUUGUCGAUCCAGUCGUGGCUGGUGGCCAACAUGGCGCCGGGUUCUGUCGUGGGAAUCGAUCCAACCACCUACACGCGCACCGCGUGGAAUUCCCUAGAGGGUGCCCUCAGACAAGUCAAUGUGGAACUGAGACCGAUCUCGGAGAACCUGGUGGAUCUGGCCCGCGUCAGCAUCAACGACCCGCCACCAGCGAGGCCAAACAACCCACUUUUGGCGCUCACCACGGAAUUUACGGGAAGAAGAUCAGCUGACAAGGUAGCCGAUCUGAUCUCACAGAUAACGGCCCGUGGUGCAGAAGCCCUGGUCCUUACUGCGUUGGACGAUAUUGCUUAUACACUCAACCUUCGUGGCUCCGACAUACCGUACAAUCCGGUGUUUUUCGCGUACUUGGUAAUACGAUCGGGACUGAGCGCACCCAACAACGUGCUUCUGUUUUGGGGCAGCGGUGUCUUAUCUUCGGAAAUCCUUCAGCACCUAAACUCCGAAGGUGUACAAGUGUCUGCCAGGCCUUACGAUCAGGUCUUCGACUAUCUAAGGAACAUGGCGGAUGAAUUACCGCGGGGCAGUACGAUAUGGCUGUCUCAAGACGGCAGCCACGCUGUGCAUCUUGCUGCGGAGGCGAACGGUACGAUGGCAACACUGUCCACCGUUUCCCCGGUCGCCCUCAUGAAAUGCGUGAAGAAUGAAGUAGAGCUUCGGGGUUUCCGCUCAGCCCACGUCAAGGAUGGCAUCGCGGUGGUAAGGUUCCUCCGUUGGGUGCACGAGAUGGUCGACUCUGGAGCCAGGGUCACGGAGAUCAACGUCUCCGACAAGCUCGAGGAGUUGAGAGGUGAGGAGCGAUAUUUCAUGGGCCCAUCGUUCGCGACCAUCGCUGGCGCUGGCGAGAACGGCGCAAUCAUCCACUACAAGCCCUCGCGGGAGGGCGAGCAGAGGGUCAUCAGGAAGGAAGACAUGCUGCUUGUCGACUCCGGCGCUCAAUAUAUGGACGGCACGACUGAUAUAACCAGGACCAGGCACAUGAGCUCGUCUCCCACUCCUGAGCAACGGCUGGCUUUCACGAGGGUGCUGAAAGGUCAGAUCCUGCUGGGCACAGCGGUGUUCCCUAGAGGGUCCACGGGCAAUUUGCUGGAGACUUUGGCGCGCAAGGCGCUCUGGGAUGUGGGGCUGAACUACGCCCACGGGACUGGGCACGGCGUGGGCCAUUUCCUCAACGUGCACGAGGGCCCCUCUGGAAUAGGGGCCGCCUUGAUGGCUUCGGACCCUGGAAUUGUUCCCGGCAUGAUCUUCAGCGACGAGCCCGGGUACUACGAGGUGGGCGAAUACGGCAUCAGGCACGAGGACCUGGUCGAGGUGAUCGAGAUGAACAGAAACGCCGACCACAUAUCCGCGGAGGGUAUGGUGGGCGACUUCAACGGUGUGGGUGCCGUGGCCUUCUACACCAUAUCACUGGCCCCGCACCAGACGGCGUGCUUGGAUGUCAGCUUAUUGGAUGACCACGAGAUCAAAUACCUGAACGAUUACCACGCCCGUGUACUGGCGACCCUCGGUCCGAUCUUGCUGCAACGGAACCUGACUGAAGACUACGCGUUUUUGGAGAAAGAAUGCGCGCCUAUUUAUCGGAGCGCCGCCAUAUUGGCCAAAUCGACGCCUCUAUUGGCGCUUAUGGCUGUUUUUAGUCUGUGGUUCGCGAAG